This is a messenger RNA of Setaria italica (foxtail millet), 1458 nucleotides long. RefSeq names its product protein FAF-like, chloroplastic. Bases 135 to 1028 code for a protein of 297 amino acids. Lineage: Eukaryota; Viridiplantae; Streptophyta; Magnoliopsida; Poales; Poaceae. The transcript is spliced from 2 exons. The record is from RefSeq and is a predicted model, not a curated record.
AUCUUUGUCUCUACCUCACAAGUCAGAACAACACAAAAAUUAGAGUGUAGCUGCCGGUCACGCACCUCAAACUGUUCUGCUAUUCCUUCAGCCCUGACAUCAUACCUGAACCGGUUCCAUUGCAGUUACAGUGCAUGUUCUCGAGAGAUAAGCAGUCGAUGGCUGCGCCCAUGGCGGCGGACGGCGGGCUGAGGCGGCUGUUCGAGAAGCCGCUGCCGGAGAACCCGACGCUGCUGGAGGCGCUGUCGGCGUGCAACCGCAACGUCCACCCCAAUAAGUCCAUCGACCCCUCGUCCUUCACCGAGAUCUUCGGCGAGCUCCACUUCCAAGAGAAGCAGCAGCCGGAGCGAGCCGUCCUCAUGUCGCAGCCACCGCCUCGCCCUCCUCCGCGCACGGCGUCGUGGGUCGACAUCGCCGCCGAGGCCGAGAUGAGCAACUUGAGCAAGGACGACUCGUCGCUGGACGGUCUCCUGAGGCCCAAGCCGGCGAGCACCGUGAAGAGGAGCGCGAGCUUCUGCAUGAAGAAGAGCUCCGCGUCCCUGCUGCUGUGCACGGAGGGCCUCGGCUCCGAGAGCACCGUGGACGCCGACGACAUGCUCAAGGACGGCGACGCCGAGGCCGAGGCCUCAGCCGCGGCGGCGCUCAGCGGCCACAGCAAGAAUACGGACACGGACACGGACACGGAGAGAAGCAGCGACGUGAAGGACGCUGGCGCCGGCGCAGUGGAACAUGGAAAGGCGGAGAAGCAGCCGCCGUCGUUCCCGCCGCCGAUACGGUCGAUCGGGCGCGGCGGCGGGAAAUCGCGCGUGUGCUUCCGGUCGUUCCGGGAGGACGGGCGGUUUGUGCUGCUGGAGGUGGUGAUCCCCGGGAAGGAUCUCCUGCAGGCGACGCGCGAGGGCGGGCGGCUCAGGCUGCAGUUUACCAAGGGCGCCGCUGCAGCCAUGGCUGGUGGUGUGGGCGUCAACGAGGCGGUGCCCGGAGGAGACGACGACACCAAGCGUCCAAGCAAAGAAACAUUAGUCAUGUGAUGCCAUGCCAAUAUGCCAUGGUGUGUGGUUCAUGGCGAUCAAAGGCAGGAGUAGGAAAGCAGGUGAAGGCACAAAUCAUGAGAAGCAUCGGCUACCUAAAGCUUGUUGAGAGUGAUGAAAGACGCUAUGUUCGUCCUAUUCAGUCAGAAAUUCAGAUUCCACAUCACAAUAUGAAUACAACACCUUGAUCCUUGAGAUGUUCAGUGAUCUGUACGUCACAGAGUGAUGAGCAGAGCAUCUUCGUGCUGCGUCUUGACGCACACAUCCGAUCCGAGUGUAAUCCAACUAUCCAGCAGUAGGAAUUCGGACUUAUGCAAUGUUGGUGGUGGAUCAGGGAAUCCAUAUAUGAGUAGGGGCAAAAUAUGGAAUCCAAGUUGAAUGCAGAUAGUUGAAUAAAAGAAAUAUCCCAGCGCAUUGUGCUGGCUGUGUU